Molecule: messenger RNA, 474 nt
Organism: Triticum turgidum subsp. durum (durum wheat)
Lineage: Eukaryota; Viridiplantae; Streptophyta; Magnoliopsida; Poales; Poaceae
Source: the annotation of a GenBank genome assembly
AUGGACAAGGCGACCAUCCUGUCGGACGCCCUGAGGUACGUCAAGGAGCAGCAGGAGAAGCUCAAGGCACUCCAGGACCGUGACGUGAGGAGCAUCGACUCCGUGGUGCUAGUGAAGAGGCCGUGCAUCUCCAACAGCGAUGAUGGCUUCCCGUCACCGCCGCCGUCAGCAGCAGGUGGAGGAGGUCUGACCACGACAAUGAUUCCAUUGCCGGAGAUCGAGGCGAGGAUCUCGGAGAGCAAUGUGAUGAUGAGGAUCCACUGCCAGGACGGCAAAGGGGUCCUUGUCACGUUGCUCGCCGAGGUCGAGGGGCUCCACCUUAGCAUCACACACACCAAUGUCGUGUCUUUCCCGGCUUCCACUCUGAUCAUAAACCUCAUGGCGAAGGCAAACGAGGGCUUCACUGUCGCAGCGGACGAUAUUGUAUGGAAGCUCGACUCUGCUUUGCGCCGACAUCAUAGCGGCAAAGGAUAG